Lactuca virosa is the source of this 2274-nucleotide messenger RNA. The record is from the annotation of a GenBank genome assembly. Lineage: Eukaryota; Viridiplantae; Streptophyta; Magnoliopsida; Asterales; Asteraceae.
AUGAUGGGAAGUAGAAGAACAAAUGAGAAGGACCAACCCCCUACCUUUACUAAUUCAGUAAUACAAGCAAAUUGCAUUGCUUCAAAUACACAAUCAACCAGCAAUGCGACUUUUCAAGAAGCAAAUGUUUCUGCAGGUCAUUUUGAGUCCAUCCCAGAUUCUCCCCUCCUGAUCUCCCCUGGUUGGGAGAAUAUGUAUUCAAUGAAUCAGCCAAUUACCCAAAGGAUGCCUGAAACUAGUGGAAACCCCAUGGCUUAUCUCAUGAACCCUAGUAGCUUCCAGAACCCCCAACUUAACCUGAAUUCCAGUACUGCAAACACAGACCUUCCAGAAGUUCCAUUAGUACCUGAAUGGAACACGAAAUGGAGUCCACAGUUUAUCAAUCAAGGACACAAUGCCAUUUUAGCUGGUGGGAUGAACAAUGGAGCUGUCAUUAGUAACUUUGAGAACCCAUGGUCUAGUAAGAAUCCAACUACUGCUAGAAACUUUGCUGGAGAUCUUCAGAUGAACAGACAGGCUGGAGAAUCAAAAUUUGGACCUUUUAAUAGACCACAGUUAGAUGGACAUUUUGCUCACUCGCCUUUGCAUUAUCGCCCUAGAGACACUGCACCAAUUCAUACUCAAAACAAUGUCAACUUCAAUAACAGUCAAUGUGGGGUUCAAGGAAAAGUUGAGAGGAGUUUCCUGAGUCUUGGCAUUGGUGGCACUGAAGAAGCCAUACCUACCUCUCAACCAGGCAGCAGAGAGACUUCUGACAAGCUAAAAGAAGCAGCUUCAGCUGAGUUAAAAAUGGCUCGUGCUCGGAAAGCUAUGGGUCAAAGUCAAACUUUAAAUGCUAACUUUCCAGGUUUCCAGAGAAGCACUAGUGGUUUCUCUAAUCAAUUGGAUCGAAUAACCUCAACUGGAAAUGAGGUUGGAGUUCAUUGUACUCCAAAUAGUGGGCCAGGUUCUAGCCCUUAUCAUAUUUUAGAAAUGCAACAAAAUGAUAUGCAGCAUGGCAUUUCUAGGCAUGAUGAUAGCAACUCAACUUUUCUGAGCAGCAGGAAUGCAGGUUAUGGUGAUGUGAAUCAUUAUAGAGCCUCUGUAGGUAAUCAAGCUGUGCAUUCAGGAACAAUUGGUGGCAAUUCAGCUCAAUUCCUUAAUUCCCAGCAACAUGGUUUGAAUAGGGUUGUGCAAGAAUCUGCUAAGCCUUCAUAUACCAUGUCUCAUACACCUUCCGGGAAGCUACAGAAUAUUCGUUUCAAAACUACAAACACCCUACCAUCAGAGAGUUCCAUGAAUUCUUCUCUCAAACUUGGAAGUGGUUCUACUUCUACCAGACAGAAUUAUGCAGGAAAACAUUCAUAUUUACAGAAUCACAUGCCUACCCAAGGUCCUGGGGGUGGUCUGCUUUCACAGAACCAGAGGACAGCAGUGCCUCAAGUAUCUUGGGUUAGCAGUGGUCAAGGUGUAACAGAUCUCCCAUUCCCAAAAAGGCUGGGAGUUGAGGUUAAUGGGAGAGAUAGCCCUCAAUCUGCUGAGAGACAAAUAAGCUUGCAGACAACUAGUGCAGGUCAAAGUCAAACACGUCAAUAUCCAGAUAAUGUUGUCCGACCUUCUAUUGCACCUGUCAGUUAUCCGUUGAAUCCUCAAGGCCCCCUUUUCAGUCAUGGCCAAUCUCAAAUGGUUCAGCUUCCUAAUGAUCCUAGAGGACAAGCUUCUACAACUUCUGUUGAUGGUCUCUCUAAUAAGUCUAAGUAUUAUGCGAGACCAUAUCACAAGAGAAGUGCAGUGGCCCCACCUUCAGGUCCCCAUUGGGUUCAACGCCAGAAGAUGUCACAUCCAACAACUACUCAUCAUUCGAUGCCAAUCCGAUUCCCCACAAAACCAGCUGCUCCUGUAACAACCAAUCUUGUUCAUCCUUCCAUACCAAUCUACCAAUCACAAUCACAGACUCAACAACGUGUUCGUGCUCUUAUGCAUCCUUCUAUGCCUUACACAUCAAAUUUUAGACCUCGUGUUCCUGUGACAGCUGCUCCUACUCCUACAGUCUCUCAUAUUACAUGGAAAGAUCCUGAGACAAGUCCUCCUGAAUUGACAAAAUAUAAAUGCUUGCUAUGCAAGAGGGACCUCUCUUUAACAUCAGAAGGUGCAGUAUACCAGCCUACAGCACCACCAGCAGUUGCUGUUCUUCCUUGUGGCCAUACUUUUCAUGAUCAAUGUUUGCAAAAAAUCACUCCUCAAGACCAAGCAAAAGAUCCUCCUUGCAUUCCUUGCGCCAUUGGUGAAAAUUAG